Messenger RNA from Haliotis rubra (blacklip abalone), 12111 nucleotides. Its product is annotated as zinc finger protein castor homolog 1-like. Gene Ontology annotation, biological process: regulation of neuron differentiation; positive regulation of transcription by RNA polymerase II. The record is from RefSeq and is a predicted model, not a curated record. Gene Ontology annotation, molecular function: RNA polymerase II transcription regulatory region sequence-specific DNA binding; DNA-binding transcription factor activity, RNA polymerase II-specific. Lineage: Eukaryota; Metazoa; Mollusca; Gastropoda; Lepetellida; Haliotidae. Gene Ontology annotation, cellular component: nucleus.
UGACAAAUAUUAUCAAGUAACGGUCGCAUUCGAGAUCUCGCGAGAAUUAACAGAACUCAUCCAUCUGAUCGAAGACGAGAGGUUGUACAGUUCUCUCGUCAUGUGAUCUGGCCACAUAACAACAAGAUAUAACCCUUGGUCAAACUGCUGAUAUGGCGCUUUCUCUGAAACUUGGCAAGCUGGAUGCCAUCUGUGCCAAACUCAAAUCCCACACACCAGAAGCACCGAGUUCUAACGACAAUGAUGAGGCCUCUCUUUCGGAACCAUCAGAGGCCUCAGAAAGCAACAACAACAACCAGAAGACCCUUGACUUCAACGGAAGUGUGCCUCUAAAGCCAGUUGCUCCGUCCACCCCAUCAUACAACCUGCACCUCUUCUUGCUUCGACACCAGACACAGCCAAAACUUACCAGGCAGCUACACCCAAGUCAUCAAAAUCAAGUGGUCGCAAGAAAAGUCGAAAAUCUGCUUGCCCAAGGAAUCUAGCCCAAUAUGAAGAUGUCAAAUUCUCUGAGGUUACAGGGAAGGAUGAGUUGGGUCCAUUUGAGAUCAACAAUCAGAACACAGACUUUCCACCAGACCAAGAACAGGCGGAUGAAUUGCUUGCUCAGGACUUGUCUGUGGACAGUUCUCGUGCCACCUCACCUGGUGACCUUGACCCUUCCUCACAGAUAGAUUCAAUGGCAAGUGAUAAGGAGGAUUCUAUAUGUUUAGAGAAGUCAGAAUUUAACUCUAGUUCCUAUGCCAGUUCAGGUUUCCCCCUUGACCUGUCGGUCAGUCGCACUGCUGAUGAUGCAAGCGUCAAUGGUAGCCCUCGAUCAGCCGAUAGUGACAGAGAAAGCACGUUCCAGUCAACGUUGGAGUCACCGAAUCAUGCUGCUGACCUCUCUACCAGUCACGUGACACCAGAUUCUCCUGUAAAACCAAUGGUAUCAGCUGAAGCGCGUGUUCUUCAGGACUAUGCAAAAAACACAAUGAAUGAACUGCUCAGUAUUUAUGGUUUUGGUGGGUCUGCUGAUUCCGUCACCAAACAAAUACCUCUCACAAACUUUACAUUGUACCAGCACCAGUCCCAAAGCGCUCAGGACCAGAUGGAAGGGUCUACUUCUAACAUUCAACCAUCAUCCAAAACAGCUCACAAAGUUGGAAAGUCCCUGGGUUCAAGCAAGGGCAUCUUCACCAAUCAAUUCCAGAAACUUGCUCAAAUUAAUGGAGGUCACCCACAUAGCACCCCUUCCCCCUCUUCCAACCCUGCUACAAUCUUCAAACCCAUCACACCCAGCAUCAAACUCAGCCCUCCGCUCACCCAGUCUUCCUCAUCUGCCACCCAGCACCAUGCAGGUUUGAAGUCAAGUCCAUCAUCCAGUAAGUCGAACGUUGGUGGGGAGUUUUCCAAGUUCCGCCUGACCCCAGUUGGGCACAAACUGUCUCACACCAGCUCCUCCUCAGGGAAAGCUUUCAACCCCGACUACACCAAGUAUCUCAAGCGAUUUCACAAUGGCGAGGACUGUGGCGGAACCCACUGCAAGGACUUGGGCUACAGGGAACACUACCACUGCAUGGACUGCAGCUUCAAGGUGUUUGUCAAGAAGGAGGAAAUGGUCCGUCAUUUCAAAUGGCACAAGAAGCGAGAUGAUUCCCUCCAACAUGGCUUCCUCCGGUUCAGCCCCAUGGAUGACUGCAGCCAGAAGUUUGGGACGUGUACGCACAAUGGACGCCAGACCCACUACCACUGUCUACAGCCUGGCUGUGACAAGGUCUACAUCAGCACAUCGGAUGUGCAGAUGCAUGCUAACUACCAUCGCAAGGACUCCGCUAUCAUCAUGGAAGGUUUUCAACGAUUCCGGGCCACAGAGGAUUGUGGGACACCCUCAUGUCAAUUCUAUGGUCAACGCACAACACAUUUCCAUUGUCGACGAACAAGCUGCAAAUUUACUUUCAAGAACAAAGCUGACAUGGAGAAGCACAAGAGCUACCAUCAGAAGGAUGAGAUCCUGGGGCGGGAUGGAUUCAAGAAAUUUAUGAAGUAUGAGCACUGUUCCUACAAGGCCUGCAGGUUUUCCAAAAUCAGCAACCAUAUUCACUGCAUCAGACCAGGUUGCAACUAUGUGCUACACUCAACUGCUCAGCUGUAUUCGCACAAGCGUAAGCAUGAACGACGAGACUUCGAGAAUGCCUACCGCACCUACCGGCAGGUCCAGAAGGGAUCACCCUCACAGCCUCGCCCUGCCCAACAGGUAAUGGGCUCCUUACAAGGGGUCUCUGCUCUGUCGGGAGCUGGGCAGAUUCUUGCACAGGUGCCCCUUCCAGUUGGGACAAACUUGACCCCUCAGGUAGUGCCCUCUAUGUCCUUGCCUGUUAAAAUCAAGACGGAAAUGGAAUCACCCAAAGGGAGAAGGUCCGACAGCGGGAACAGUAACAGCAUGUCUCCUCCAAUCAUGGAGAGGAAUGUCAAGGUCAAGCUUGAGCCAACUGAGCCCACUGACCAGAGUUCAGGUCUGUUGAAUCAUGUGGCCAUUGUCUCAGAGGAAAAGCUGAAUGAUUCUCUGACCUUGCCAAUCCCAUCUGCCAUUAGUCCCCAGAAGGAUCACUCCAAUCCCCCAUCAUCUGGUGAGAACACACCAUCCCAUGGCGUUGAAAUGGUACGACCAUCUCCAGAGAAGAGGGAGAAAGAUGAGUCCUGGAAGGCGUAUCUCAUCAGGUACACAGCAAACGACCCGUGCAACUCCCGCUGCCAGUAUCUGUACAAGGACCACUACCACUGCAGGGUGGAUGGAUGUCAGGUUCUUUUCCGAUCCAAGGACGGAGUGCGAGAACAUGCCAAGUUCCAUGAAAUCCAGGACCGUAUCACACCUCUGGUGUAUCUGAUGUACGAAGAGCUUCAGGCGUGUCCAGAUAGCUGCCAGUUCAACCUUAAACAGAAGCACUACCACUGCAACUGGACUGGCUGUUCCCACGCUAUUCCCCACACCGGACCAGCAUUUGCCCGACUUGAACAUUACCGCAUCCAUGAGUAUGCCAAGGCAUCAGGCGGAAAAGGCAAGUUUGGAAAUUCCAAGGAUGACGAAUUCUCAAAGCGAAGACGAGGUCGCCCUCCCAAGUAUCCCAGGACUGAAAUUCCAAAUGUUCCGAAAGUGGAACUGCCAGAAUCGGUGAUCCAGGAAUCGGUGAAGCUGUACUCAGAGGGAAAGUUUGACCCAGCGGCUGAGGUCAUUAAUGGAUUCAAGCACUUCGCCGCAGAUGAACCCUGUCCGGACACACAAUGCAUGUAUUACAUGAAGGAUCAUUUCCACUGUGCUCGACCUCGAUGUCAUCAUGCCACUGACAGGAUGGAUGUCCUCAACCUUCAUGCUAAAGACUUUCAUAACUUUGUCAACAUCUUAGAAGGCUUUGAGUUCUUUGACCGAAAUAUUGACUGCAGACGUCCUCACUGUCACAACAACCGUGCUAAUCGACAUUUCCAUUGCCUGAAGCCCAAAUGUGACUAUUCAUUUGUCCGUCACAGCACGAUGGUUCAGCAUGACAGAAAACACAAGAUGCCACCAGUUCCCAAAAUUGCUCCAGUCCCAGCCUCAGCUAAGAAAGAAGUGACCAAUUUCAUCCCCAUCGUCCCUGCAAUGCCAGGAUUACAGCUGGAUCCGAAGAACAAGAACGUUGUUAAGGCAGCUGGCACCUUCUACCCUAUGUCUCCCCUGACUGACGUACGCAGUACAGUCCCUGGAACAGUCUUCAGCCAACCUAUGUCCUUGACCAUGGCUAGCAAUCUCACAACCCAGUCCCUGUCUGCAAUGGCCAAUACCCUCAACACCCAGUCCAUGGUGGCACAACCCCUACCGUCAACCAUCCCUGGUCUGCCCAAUAACAUGUCGACUUUAUUCAUGGCAGGACAGUUGCAGCUUCCCAUGGCCAACGCCAUGCCCCUCACAGUGCUGCUACAACAAAAAGGGCUCACCCCUCCCCAACCAAACUGGGGUCAGAUGAGAAGCAAGAUGCAUUAUGCUCUAAACUCCAAUUGUGGACGGCCGUUCUGCAAGCUGAAGAAGAAGGAUCAUUAUCACUGUCUGGAGUGUAACCAAGCCUUCUCCGACCCAGCCAGGCUGCGCUGUCACAUGGGUAAACAUGGACUUCGAUUCCGGAGAUCUGAGUCUGGAGGGAGAGCAGGCAAACAUGUUCACCUUAUGCCCAAACCUGAUCCAAUGAAGGGUCUGGACCUCUCCAACACUGCACUGCCCAUUGAGGAGGAAGUGGAUGAGGAGGAAGAAGAAGAGGAGGAGGAGAAUGCUGAGGAGGAUGAGCAGCAAGAUGGCAACUAUGGGCUAUCAGCUUCAUCAUCUCUCAACCUCAAUCCUGAAGCCUUUGCAAACAUGCUGCAAAGCAGACAGACUCUUGGAUCAGACAACAGCAGUGAGGAUCUGGAGGAUGAGGAUGAAGAUGAUGAAGAUAUAAAUGGGAACAGUAUGGAUGGGGCUCUGGUAGAAGAGGCUACUAAUGGAAGCGACUCCUACAACUACAGUUAUGACAGCUAUGAAGAUGGUCCUCUGGUGGUUGAUGAAGGACGAGGGUCAGAUGCUGGUAAUGAUGAGGAGGAGGAAUCAGAGGUUGGGCUCAAUCUGUCCUUGUCCCGUCGUUCAGGACGAAAACGAAUAGCUACAAGACAUGAAGAUUUCAUUGACAGUGAUAUGGUGAUGGCCAAACAGAGGAAAUUGUCAAGUCCACAGAGCUCUAAAGAACAAAUUGUCAUCCCGGAGGGGUUCACCAAACAUCGAUCUGGUGAUGAUUGCGGAUAUACCUCCUGCACCUACCGCCAGAGCUCCACACAUUAUCACUGUAUGAGGGAGGACUGUGGGUACGGUUUCAGUGAUAGAACACGCUUCAUCCAGCAUGUGCUACGUCAUGAAAGACUUGAUAACAUAAUGGAUGGAGAGUUCUACCACUUUCCGUCUGUGGCGUGCGGAAGCGAGGGUUGCGAACUCUCUGUAAAGUCAUCACACUUUCACUGUCUGAAGUGCCCAUUUGCCUGUGCUGAUUCCAGCAAAGUUCAAGCUCACCGUAAAUAUCAUAGCAAGAUGGACAGUAUUGCUUCCAAUGGCUUUAAGAAAUUCACUGGCAGUGAGGACUGCAGGAAUGCCAUGUGUUCCUACUACAAAAAGCAGACUCACUACCACUGCACAUUCCCGUCGUGUCACCAUGCUGUCCUCGGACCGGCACAGAUGGCAGCCCACAAGAUGAAACAUCCUCAGGAAGAGCUCAACUGAAGAGAUUGUGAUGAACAAUGUUACACUUUACACAGCAUUGUUAUAACAUGGGAACCAUUGAUACAAUGUUAAUUUGUCACUGCGACGCUGCUGACACUACAAUAUGCAACGCUGUUGCAGAAGAGCUGACGUAUAUUUUUUGCAACACCAUCACUGCUGAUAAUACCCAUGAACUAUUCACAUUCCCUUGUUAAGUUUAUUGUUGAUUUGUUUUGACUUUGAUCACAACUGCUGCAUCUGUUUACAAACAGUGACGUCCUACUCUGCUGAAGAACAACCUUUUCGUGGAUCUGUUUCCAUGGCAACCGUUUCAUGGGAUCUGCUUCUGUGGCAACCAUCAAGGAAUCUAAUUUCCAGGGCAGCAGAAACAGUUGUUCAUGUUUCUUGUUUUGUUAAGUUUCUUUCAUGAAGUCACGCAGAAAGAAAUUCUCAGUGUGACUAUAAUUAUCCAUAUGUGUACGAUAUUUUGCUAUUUUGUACCUACAUGUAUAUGUAUAGUUAUAUAUGUAAUGUGACCAGUAUUCCGGUCCAGCCGGCCAUUCCCACAGGGAAGCAAACAAUCUUGCCUCCACACAUACAUAGGUUAUAUCUAACAAACAUUUUCUGUACUGCUGCAGCAAAUGGCUUAUACUGUCUCCUGUCCAUUAUAUAUCUUAAUAUUUAUAUAAUUAUUGAUGUAAUAUUAAAAUCAUUGUACAUGUGAUGCAUCAAGAAAAUACUGCUGAUACCAUGCAAAUACUGCUGUAAUGAUGGCUGCAGGAGUUUCCAUUGGCAGUUGGCCUGUCAAUCACUUGUUGAAAAGAAAAUGCUGAUAUAUUAUUGGUUGAGUAACAAUCAGCCAUGUUGACUUUACUGCUACUUACACUGCAAUAAUGGCCAGUGGUACGAAAGUCUCUAUGAAGGAGGCCAUAAAACUUGUAAUUUCAGAGCUUAGUUUCUGUGAUAUAUUUUCUUCAAAUCAAUGUAUAUUCUCUGAUAUCUGUGGAUAGUUCAAGAUAUACUACAGAUUUAGCCAACUGUUUAUAUUAUGCUUUAUGAUCUGCUGAUUUUCUGCUAGUGUUUGCAUAUUUAAUACUCUGAGCAAUAAAAUGAAUCGUUCUUUGAAUGUUAUUGAACACAAGCGCUCUGUGCUGUAUUUGUACAAAGUGAAGUGACUCCAUGUCCCAAGAGUUACUUCUUUUAAGCAGUGAUAGUUUUGUGUUCCACCAAAACUGUACAUCAGUAUGUGUGGAGGCCAGAUCAUGCAAUAUGUCACAUGAUUUGGUCACCUGACCAAGUCAUGUGACCAGAUCACAAGAUGUCCCAGAGUCAUACAAACACAGUUUACUUAAUGUCAGAAUUCCUUUGUUGUCUCAGUACCUAUCAAGUCAUGUAGUCGUUGUACCUUUGUAACCCUGAAGUUUGUAUCGAGAUAUUUGUGUAUAGUCGGUGAGUUAUAUUUCAGAACAUUUACAUUGUAGUCAUUAACUUAUCUACAGGAGUUAUUAUUUAGAUGUACCUAUGUGGCUGUAUAAUUGUAUAGAGAGGACAGCAGCAUGAAGAGACUGUUUAUAUUGUAUUUAAUCUAUACAGAGGACUGUUGAAACUGUGAUCGUAAAACAUUACUUUAGUGAAGUCAGCGACAAGCUAUCUGAAAUCACCGCUAAGAGUCACUGCAAGUUCUGUGCAGCACUCAGAUGGCCCCACCCUGUCUAUGCAACCAUUUUAGCUGAAUAGUUCACCAUCAAGGUCUUAAUCACAAAUCCGUCUUGGGGCCCCCUCAUCCGUUGGUUUGAUAUACAGAGGAUAUGUGUGUUUAGCAGUAGCAUAAAGCCCAGGGCCACGAUCCAUAAGUCGAUCUUAGUACUAAGGUGAUCGUAACUCCCAGACUUAGACUUACUACAGUCAUAGCGCUACGAUCGCUUUAUAAUGAAACAGGCCCAGAUCGUCUUGUGGAAAGGGACCCAGGGCCACAAAGUGUUUGUAGCACUACAGCAUAUGUAAGCCUGUGACAGACUAUCUGGUUAUGAUAGGUUGUAAUACUGCAGUAAUGCUAUACACACUGGGAGAAGAUCCACAAAGAAUUCAUAACGUUACGACCUGUCGUAACUCUAUAGUUUAUCAUAGGCUUAUGAAUGUCGUAGCGCUACAAAUGCUUUGUAGAUCGGGACCCAUGUCUAGUUAAUUUGUACCAGGUAGUAAACUUAGCAAUGAGCAUGUUUUAGAGAAUAAUUAUAAUUUAGAGUAGACAAAUGUUCAGUGAAACUGAUUUGGUUUGCUCUGACUGGAUGUACUAUUAGAAGCACUUUAUUCAUUGGCCCUGUAGUGUGGUGUCACCUCUCUGAUUGCCUUGAACUUUCAAUAAUUUGAUUUUUAAAGAAUUUCAAGUUAACACUGAGUAGUAUUACACUUGGCACGAUAAUGGCACCAUAUUAUGAACUUUACCUAGAGUAUUCUCAUUUUGAACUGACAAGAUCAUUUGUGUAUUUCAUGUCACAGAAAGCAUUGUUUAAACCUGAAUUAUACCUUGAGCAUGAUUAAUAUUAUUUUUUUGGCAUUUCAUCAUGUUGUGUAUUGUUCAAAUACUGGGACAUUUCAUGAUUUUUGCAGAUAUUUCACUGUGAGUUCCGAUUUGCUCAGACUUCAUUUCUUGAAAUUCUAAAGCUUUUGAUAGUUUCAUCUCAAAUACCAGCCUUUGAUACUGCAUGAAAUGGGAGGUUUGGAACUAUGAUUAAGCGGUUUGAUACAUGAAGUUGAAUAUCGAUUCAAGUUUUCAUGUGACAAUACAAUGCAAGAUACAUUUUUUCUGUAUCAAAAUUGACAAUUCUAAAAUAAAUUACUUCCUACUCUUACAAUGGCCCUCCAGUUUUUAUGUCGGUUGUUUUGAAAACUGUGUUAUUACCAGUGUUUCAAGGUCACUACUUAUGAAAUAUAGCCAUUGUGAUUGUUUCUACAAGUUGCUUCUCUUUCGAAACUGCACUGAACUAUUUAUAGACAGGAAUUUUUCACAUGAUUUGACCUAGAUAUGGUUCGAUACGUAUCAUAUCAUGACUUUGCUGUAUCAUGUUACGUCAAGAAUCAAGUUUGAGUUUGAGUGUUGAGCCCCUCAGUGUGUGUCUUGUUCAAUAUCCCUAUGGCAUCUUAACCUUCAUCCCAGCAUCACCAAUGCACUCCAAUAUUAAUGUAUAUAUUACAAUAGAGUUUAAAACAAAGUCUAUAUAUUCAACUAAACAAAUCCUUGUCGAUCCUAUUUUCUAGAUAUAUCAUGAGUAUGUCAGUUAGAAUAGAUACUGUUCUUUGUUCGAUAAAUCCAGUUCAUUCCAUUCUCAAAUAACAUUCCUACCCAACUGUAGUCAGUAUAAUUUAGUCUCGUUUAUCUGUGGGGAAAUUGUUGAUGUCAGUGCUUAUAAGAUCAUAUAGAUUGUGGGUGUUGUUUCAUUGAAUCACUAUUGAUUAAUAAAACAUGUUUAACAUAUGAUUGAUACUGUCCAUCAAAUAAAAUCUAAGGUAUGUUCAGAAAAAAUAAAGUGAACUCCCAUAGCAGAUUUUUAAAAAAUACAGCCAUAAGGAAGUUAUUUUCAUCACAUGAAUUGGAAUAAUAACAACUAUUUUAUAAUAUCUACAGUGUUGUCUAUUUCUUUGGAGAAUGUUCUCCAUGAAAUUGAUUAUGUUGAAUAUUGUAAUAAAAUUUAUGCAUGAUAUCGAUGAAAACAUGAAACCUUAAUCCAGAAACUAACAUUUUUUAGUGAUACAUUCCAUGUCAGUCAGUCCAACAAUUAACCAAUAUAAUAGCUGUAAUUUAUUUUAUUUAUUUCAUACUUGUAUCAACAAAGUCAUUUAUGCUUAUCAGUACAUUUGUUGUUGAACAUUUUCUUUGUUGUAUUUUUUUUUCACAAUUUCUCUGGAAUUUUAGCCUAAUAUUUAUGUUUUGUCCCUAGUUUCUGUAAAUGUAAUUUAAUUUUUGUGCCAAAUUUUGUUUUCUUAAUGAGUGAUGGCUUUCUCACCACUUUGUAUGUACAGCUGGUUUCAACAUGUCACUGUUUGAUUGUCCCCAGGGAUAUGCUUAUCGCAAGGUCUUGAUGUGGAGCAUAGAAAACAUUGUUGUGUGGUAGUGUUAAUCUUGAAUAAACAUUUCUCUUUUUGUAAUCUCCCUUAAUUCAGCUAGUUUCAGAGAACUCACAAUACACUAUAAACUGUAUUGUUGGAAGUGACAAUUUGGUAUUUAUUUUUAAAACCAUAUACUAUUCUUGUUUUUCUCUGUAAUUUUUGUAGGAGAAAAUAAUUCCUAGUACCUUUAUAUAGAAAAUGUUUUUUCUUUGCAUUGAAAUAAGUUGUUAUUUCCUUAUGAAAUAAUUUACAGUUUAUUUCUUUUUUUUUCUUUGUACAAUCGUAUGGCUUUUACUUAACAAUGGCUUUUCUUAAUUAAAUUUGAAAUAGUUUUACAUGUUUGCUUAUUGCAAAAUACACAUACAUGUACUUAGAUCAUUUAGUGCUGUAGUUUGGAGAGCUCUUCAUUUUCUUGUUAACUGUAUAUAUGACAUAUGAACUACACAUGGAUUCAGCAUUGUCUUAAAGUCAUCCUACUUGUGUGAUAUAUCCUGCCAACAGUGGUGUCUGCAUGCAGCUAUCCACAGCUUGGUCACAAAGCAUGGGCCUUUAGUUUAUGUUUUAUUUUCUGAUAACAUGACUACAUGUCUAUUAUCCAAUAUUUUGUUUAUGGAAAUAUUUAUUGAAUUUUUUUUGUAAUUUUCUUAAUCGAAAACUAAACUGCUCAUGAAGGUUCUUGAAAAGAAUUCCUUAUAUCAUGAAUAUCUUUUCUGUUUGUAUGCAAAUAUUUUCUGUAAGAUUAUAUUCCAAGAACAUGUGUUUAGGAUUUCAGUUGUUGGGGGAGUUCGAUAAAGUAACAAACCUGGCAAGAUACCGUAAUGGCAGGGAGUACAGUGUCAACAGACUCUUUGCAGAACAUUCCCAAUGUGUAUUAUAUUAUUGUGACAUUUUCCUAGUGAUUUGACUUCUACAGAAUGUAGUUAUACGUUUCUAGUCUUGAGAUAAGAAUUACAUCAUUUUCCUGCUACUGGAUUUGUAGAGUUAGAAUGUGUGGUGCCUCGAGUGCUUUUACCCAGUGCAACGAAUACCAUUUGUGAAAUUGUCAGCGAAACUAGUUUCCUACUGCUAAUCGUAGCCAGUUGGGUUGUGUCAUGGUUGUGUGUUGAAUUCUUUCAACGAAAAAAUUAAACCAUUUUAUCAUGCAUGUGGAGACAGUAUUUUGUAAUGAAUUUUUGAGGACUUUUCCUGUCUGUACUUCAUGUUUUACAAUUGUGUGCUCAGAUGUGUCUCAGUGUUAGUUAACAAUAUGUGUUAUCGUGGCCAGCACACGUUAUCAACAAUGAAGUCAGUUGGGCUGAUAAGGUCACCCUUGAUGAGUUUACCUUUAAAAUGUACACUGCGAUCAAAACAAAAUAUCAAGUUGUACCCAGAUUACUUUGCAAUAGUCCCUGUUGUAAAUGGUCCAUGAUCAGUUUAUGUCACCAUCACUGUCAUGCCGCAAUUCCCUCAGAACUUCCUGGUACUUUUUUUCAAGCCUAUAUUGUCAAAAAGGUGAGUGAGUGAGUUAAAAUUUAAAGUCAUAUCGGCAGUAUUUCAGCCAUAUCAUGACUAUUGAUAAACGGGACCUUGAGUUGAAGUCCAUUUUGUGAAAAGUUAUCUCCUCUUGUUCUGCAAAGUGGGUUGAUGUCAUGAAUGUAUCAUGCUGCUAAAUGAGAACAAAAUCUGGGUACUCUUACUGUCUGGCCACAAAAAUUAUAUGGCAAUACAAAUUUGGGUCCAACUCAAUAUGUUGUUUUGUACCAGGGGGACAUUUCAACGGUAACCAGUUGGGAGUGACUUUGUCAGUGUCAGUUGGUGUGGAGAACAAUUACUUUCAGAUUAGACAAGAACAUUCCCAGUCGGUUAUGAUCCUAGAUCGCCUUAUGAGAUGUUUUCCGAGUUUCACUUCCAUCCAAACAUAUCCAAACUGCUUCUGUGGUCUGAACUAUCAAAUGGUUUCACCACUUGUUAUCACGUUUUAGGGACAAAACAGUUAUAAUAUACAAACUGACAUUCGGAUGUGUAAUAUCGGUGAAGAUAUUGAUUUGUAAUAGUCAUCUGUCAUUGUGAGAGACCAUUAUCACAAUAAAUAACACUUGUACUGUUUGAACAUGGCAUGAAAUCAUGAGAGACACUGACAGGUCUUGUACAAUACAUUCCAGAAUACAAUACCUAUGAGAUUUUUGGUUUAUGGACACAUUUUCAUAAUGUUUCAAAAUUAAAGACAAAAUGAAGAUGUAUUGAUUUUUAAAUUUUAAAACUUUGAAACUUCAAAUAUUCAAGGGCAUGGCUGGCAUAGUCAUCCCGGGUUCGAAUCCAGGUUCACCCUGAUUAUGUUUCAAGGUUCGGGGCACCAUAUAUGUAAUUAUUGGUUUCACAGAAGUGGUAAACGUCCAAGAUCUUUAUCACUUAGUGCUUUCCUGCUUCAUGAAACAAACAUGUGACAGAACAGGAAUACUAUUCAAAGCAGUUUUAGACCAAAUGCACUCACUGUCACCUCAUUCACAAUACAGGCAGAUUCAGGAAGAACUAUGAAGAGAUGAUAACUUUAUGAUGACUUUGUGCUAUGAUUCGUACAGUGGUUUGUCCAAUUUAAUGAACAUUGACAGUGGCAUCUACUUAUGGCAAACAGCAACCCAGGAUUCCUCAUAUAUACAUCAUUCCUAUAUAACACUACAGGUUUUUGUGUUAGAUAAGUUGUAUUCAGUUUUCACUCUUGUAUAUAAUGCCUACUUGAUUUUACACCACUGGAGACAACCAGAGAGUAUUAAAUAAACAGAACAUAUUAGCUA